UAUGCUGAGCGGCUGACGUUCACUUCCUAUAGUAGACGUCAGUGCUGCGCGUCUCUCGGUCGCGUCACGCGUAGUGCCGGGCGCUAGGCAGCAGGGGGAGUAUAGCCGUGAGUCAGAGAUACUGUAUCUUGGGACAGGUGAGCAGAACCCGGUCCCGCAGCCUCCCUACCUGACUGACCGCCUACUGUUGCUGCUAUCCCAGCCAUAGCCGCCUGUUGUCCAGGAGCCGGUCACUGAUACUUUCGAUAAAGCCGGAACUUUUAAGAAGGCGUGUCAUCCUUGUAUAGCACAGGGGAGCACAUUGGAAUAGCAUCAUCCAGCAGAAUGGCAGCUCCGUCUCAGUAUAUCCUCCCCAAUGAUCUGCCCGUCGCCCUGCUUGAUUGCGAGGAGGCUUUCUCACUUCUGUCUGCAGAAGAAAAGCUUUACACCCAUUUUCUGUCUCGGGCAUCAUUUUACGGUGGUUUGAUUGUACUGUUCCAGACAUCGCCUGAAUCUCCAGCCAUAUACAUUUUACUGAACAGGCUUUUCCGGGCUCAAGAGCCUUCAGUACUGCAUGACGUAGCUCUGUUGCAGGAAAUAACAGAGGAUGAGUACCAGGCUCUAUUAGUUUACACUGCUGGAUUUUUCGCCAACGUGGGGAACUACAAAUCUUUUGGGGAUACGAAGUUUGUCCCUAACAUUCCCAAGGAGAAAUUAGAGAAGUUAGUACGUGCAAGUGAGGCUUUUGCUAAGGACCCAGAGGGAAUCGAGGCACUGUGGAAAAUGGUUGAAACUCACAUGUAUUCGCUGGAACCACGAGAAAGGCAGCUAGGACUAGGGGAUCAAGGAAUUAGCACUUAUUUCUCUGCAAAUUGCACUUUGGAAGAUGCAGAAUUGAUCCAGAGGUUCCUGGACACAAAGAAUCUUAGCGCCUACAACACUCGACUAUUUAAAACUCAGGAUGAAGGUGGCAGGGCAAAGUAUGAGGUUCGACUUGCUUCCGUCAGCAAAGAAGGAACCGCUGCUGAUUCGUCUGAUCUAUCACACUCCUUGGGACCGUUUGACUUUGAAGGCCAUGAGAUCCUUGUCACAAGAGGAGAUUACUCCCCCUUACUACUUCGAGUGAGGGAAAACCUGGAGAAGGCAAAGGCUUAUGCUGCCAAUGACAACCAGCGGAGGAUGCUAGAGGAGUAUGGACGAAGUUUUCAGGAAGGAUCCAUCCAAGCUCAUAAAGAAGGAUCCAAACAUUGGGUACAAGACAAAGGACCAAUAGUUGAGAGUUACAUUGGAUUCAUCGAGAGCUAUAGAGACCCAUUUGGUUCCCGUGGAGAAUUUGAAGGCUUUGUUGCAGUGGUGAACAAAUUAGUGAGUGCUCGCUUUACUCAGCUGGUCUGUGCAGCAGAGAAGCUUGUGGCAUCACUCCCGUGGCCAUCUUCCUUUGAAAAGGAUGCUUUCCUCCGGCCAGACUUCACUUCCUUGGACGUAGUAACAUUCAGUGGGAGCGGCAUCCCAGCUGGGAUCAACAUACCAAACUAUGAUGACAUCAGACAAAGUGUUGGAUUUAAAAAUGUUUCUUUGGGGAAUGUUCUGUCAGUUGGAUCAGCUACUGAGCGUGAGAAACUGACAUUUUUAUCUGAGGAAGACAAGGAUGUUUUUAUAAAAUAUCGUGGGCCAUCUUUUGAAGUUCAAGUUGGCCUACACGAGUUACUAGGCCAUGGCAGCGGGAAGCUUUUUGUUCAGGACAAGAAAGGAACCUUCAACUUUGAUAAUAAAAACAUUAUUAACCCUGAGACUGGAGAGCUGGUGAAAAGUUGGUACAAACCAGGGGAAACUUGGGACAGUAAAUUCUCCACCAUUGCCUCCACUUAUGAAGAGUGCAGAGCGGAGUGUGUUGGAUUGUACCUGUGCGUCAAUGAGGAAGUGCUGCGGAUAUUUGGCCAUGAAGCUCAGGAAGCACAGGAUGUUUUGUAUGUAAACUGGCUGAACAUGGUCCGAGCAGGAUUGAUGGGAUUGGAGUUCUAUACACCAGAGACUGGCCGCUGGAGGCAGGCUCAUAUGCAGGCUCGUUUUGUCAUUCUUCAAGUCCUCCUAGAGGCUAAAGAAAACUUUGUCACCGUCACACAAAAAGUUGGAGCUGACGGACGCCCAGAUGCACAGGUGUCACUAGACAGGAACAAGAUUCUGAGUGUGGGCCGACCAGCAAUCCAGCGCUUCUUACAGCGGUUGCAGGUAUAUAAAUCUACAGCAGAUGUAGAAAGGGCUCGUGAGAUGUAUGAUGGCUACUCUAAAGUUACAGACUCUGAGCCAUACAGGUUUCUUACCCUGCGUGACAUCGUCAUACUGAGAAAAGAGGAACGUAAAUCUUUUGUACAGAUAAAUACUCGAGUGACAGGUGAUAAUGUGGACGUAUUGCGCUAUGACAGCAGUCCUUCAGGUCUGAUCCUCUCUGUCCUAGAGAGAUUCCCUGACGACGAAGAGGAGCUAGAGCGGGAAAUGCUGGACCUGAGCUGUGCAGAUGCCCACUUCUGGGGGACACAGAAUAGUAGAUGAGUAGCAGGAUACAGGGCAACAUACUGCAGAGCUGUGCUGUUGAAGAGGUCAUAAAGCAAUACUCUGCAGAUUAGGGUGUAAUACGCAAGCUGUGCAGGGAAUAGGUUUUAGAGUAAUCAUUUGCAGUAGUGAAAGAGAACAAUGAUUCAAAGCAGAAGAGUCCAGAAGGAGAGUAGUGCUCUGAAGAAUCGCUCACAGGAUGAUGGGCAGUGAAUUGUCACUAUGUAUGAUUGUCAGUAGGACAGUGUACUCAGAACACAUGGUUAGGUUGCUGGUUCAUGUUGCUCUCAAGGGUUCCAUGAUGAUGACUAAAUCUGGACAUAUGUAAAAUAAAAAAUGAUUUUACCAAA
Pseudophryne corroboree (corroboree frog) is the source of this 2879-nucleotide messenger RNA. It is a transcript of the gene DPP3, whose product is annotated as dipeptidyl peptidase 3. The record is from RefSeq and is a predicted model, not a curated record. NCBI's taxonomy places the organism in Eukaryota, Metazoa, Chordata, Amphibia, Anura, Myobatrachidae. The transcript has 17 exons. Gene Ontology annotation, cellular component: cytoplasm. Gene Ontology annotation, biological process: proteolysis. Gene Ontology annotation, molecular function: dipeptidyl-peptidase activity; metalloexopeptidase activity. The coding region runs from base 325 to 2529 and encodes 734 amino acids.